AUGGAGAACAUUUUCUCAUCUCUGAAUGGCCUCACGGAGACAUGGCUGACCUUUGGCUCAGCUCCCUACCACAAAUACCUCAGCUACAUUCUUCUGAGUGGACUGGGGCUCCUGCUUCUGUACAUCAGCUCCCUGAUAGUGAGACUGCUUGCCCGGUCUCUGCAGAGAAAGAAAUACGCCCCAAAGCAACAGAACAACUUUAAGCACAGAAGGGGGAAAGCAUUUAAACGUAAGAAAGCUGGCCAGAGAGACCCUGAGACAGCAAAGAAGCUGCAGAUAACCCUCCAAAGCAAACCACAUAAUCCCACAGGCUUUCGGCAACUGCUAUGGUCAGAGCCCCUCUGUAGUGUAUAUAACAAAACAAGUCCUCCGGUCAGCUGCCUGCUCUCUCAGGCUCCCCUGGAAGACGGUGGUGAUGCCGCUUUGGUGUCCUCUUUGCCUUCUAGGGCUCCUGUGACAGAAGCUCCGAUUGCUCUACCCUCUGGCUUCCCUGCAAACCAACCGGGACUUCCAGCUCCAGAAGCUCCUCUCCACACUUCCCUCUCCAUCCUCUCGCAGGACCAAAUCACUCCUCCGGAUGGCUUAUCUCGUUCCACACCCCUCAGGGCCUCCCUGUCACCCCAAGCUAUUGCUCCCUUAAAGCCUGCAGUGUUGCUGACCCGUACCCCAUGCAGAACGCUUACUUCUUCUCCACUUGCCACUCAGGAAGCACAGUUGGCUCUCCUAGCACAUGUUCCCCAGUCUCCUGUGGAGAGCCCUAGGGAGCAGUCCUCCAAUGCCUCAACGGCCAAAAGCUCCAUCUAUGAUUCAGCAUCCUCUCAGUUGUGGUUCAGUGCUGAAGACCAGCCCCGGACAAAUUUGCCACACGUGAAGCCCUAUGCUUCUCGAGGCUCAUACCGGAGACUCACAAAGGUCCGUGCCGCGGAGCCUGAAGAUCAUUUGUCCCCCGGCCCCGAUGUCUUAGCACUCUUCAAGAGGCAAGAGAAAAGGGAUGCUGAUGUCGUUGCAUAUAAACUGAAAAAGGAGAAAACGGUAUCUUUUUUAAUACCGGAAAGUACUUCAGGGGAAAUCUCAGCAUCAUCUGCUGAUCUAGAGAACUCGGACCUCUACCACCUUUUGGAUAAAAAAAAGGGAGAGCCAGGGGGCCCUCACCCACAGCAGGAGCCCUCUCACCUGAAGAACUCUGAAGACCAGUCAGAGAUCAAGGGCAACCAGCUCUUCUGGGGUCUCCCUUCUCUACACAGUGAGUUCCUGAAACAUGAAGCUGCUAAUUCAGUUAACAGUUACCCAGAAAGGGACGAUUUCCACAGAAUCUCGGAGGCCUCUACAGGACGUGAGUCUUCCAACCUUACUUACCCCAUACCUCUACUCUUGCCUGAGAGUGACCAACAGGGGCAAAUUGUACCUCAGUCUCAAAUCAAGCCUGACUCUCCUGCCAACUCUAAGGCCCAGAUUCAAUCCAGACGCCCAUUCCUGCCGUCUUCUCCUCAAUCCCAGCUUAGGAUAUGCGGAGUGCGUUUUCACAGCCUAAAGGAUGAGGGGCAGCCCCUCGCGCCGUAUGAACUUCAGCAGCUGGAAUAUAACUUAUUACAAAAAACACUGCAAGGUUUUUUGGGUUUACCCACUCUGACCCAAAGAUUCCAAGAAGGUUUUGGUCCCUCACCUCCUAAAAUCUCCUCAACCAGACAUUCACGAAAGGCCCAUGCUCCUAAGAAAAUCCUUCCCGGAGAUUUCCCUUUCAACUAUAAACUCGAGAGGAAACUAGAACACCAUCUUCGAAAGAGACUCAUCCAACGUCGCUGGGGCCUGCCCCAGAGGAUCCGGGAGUCCCUGUCUUUCAUGAAUCCUCACUCAAAAAUUCCUGAGGUCCCCGAGGCGAAGGACAGCCAAGGACUCUCAUGGAUCUCUCACUAUAAGUUCAACACGAACAGCCUAUCAGGUCUUGGGCUCAGCCAAACUGCAAGCUUCCAUAAAAAGCCCUUAGAGAGUCACUCUCUAAAGGCGAAAGACGUCAGAGUUCAGGGACAAUGUCCAGUAAUAGGCCAAAGAGAUCACACACAGGGUGACCCCAGUGGGGCUAUGAUGAGCAGAGUACAUUCUAAUUCUGAGACAGACCCAGAACUUCAGCUUCGGGAUAUGUCUGGAAAAAUUUCAAAGGCUUCAUGGGUCAAACAGAGCCAGACAGAAUGCGAAAGUUUCCUGCAAGAACAGCUGGGAAGGAACACUAAAGAAAUUAGUAGGGGUGAGACGUCUAGUGCUGCUGAGCGGUCAGGGCAUUCUACCAACAUGGCACGGCCUCCGCCUGGGACUGCCCCCAGACAAGUGGCGCCUUUGCUAAGUGAAGGAGAUGUACGGAAAGAACACGCGCACAGCUUGACGCUUAGUGAUAACCAAGAAAAGGUGCUGGAAGAACACAUCACAACCUUCGGCAGGAGGAUGGUGUUCGGCCUUCCUCAAAGAGUUGAGGAAUCCCUAGAGUCCUACUUGACAAAAGCAGCGCCAUCUCAACCUUCCCAUCAGCUCCACUCUCGAGCCCACAGCGUUUAUGCAGUGGAUUCUGACAAGCCCUCCAGGUUCCUCAGAAGAAACACUAAUGGAGAUAGAAAGGGGACAGUGGAUUUAGUCCCCAUCCAACACAGGCCUCUCCCUGCUGCCUCGCUUGCGGGCCACACACAGCCAGCCUCUGAGAACAAGAAGCUGUGUGUAGACAAAGACCUUAGCAUGGCCCCAAGUGGCCGAGAGCCCAUCAAGCACUGGACACCCAGUAUGGCACACAAAGGCAUCCGGCAACAUUCUAGAUCAGACAGCGGACCUGACCCAGAGCCACCCAUGAGCCCAGAGGGGCCAACAGAGGAGAGAUUGGCUUCCAGCAACAACACACAGGGCUCUCAGGGAGAGAGGAAGAACUGGAAAAACUGCUCCAUGGCUGAGGGGUCCACAGAGCUACACAAGGGAGAGCAACUCCCUGGUCUUGACCCACAGUCCACUAAGAACUUGAAAGGCACCCAGGGCCUGUGCUCCCCAGGGAGCCAUGUGACUGGAUGUCGGUCCCUGCAGGGAAUGUCCGUUCCCCAGGACUCUGAGAUGCCUCACUCUAAAAGUCAGGUGCCCACAGAAGUCGUGCCAAACUCAGAGGGCGAGACACACAUCCAGGUGCCAGGCCUGCCCGCCACAGCCUUUGCAUCAGAAGAAAUGACUUCCAAACCCCGGGGCCCCUCCAGUGGGGACAUGGCAGUUUCUCAGGUGCUGCAUGUGCACUUCCCCUCUGUGGGCAUCAACCUGGAGCCACGGCAGGGUCCCUGGGUCCCUGCAUAUGUCUCAGGCCAGAGCAAGAACAAGGACUGUCCCCCAGCUGCCAGAGGAGUGUCCCUACUGGUAACUGAGGCAGGAAAGCUUGGUGGAGGGGAUGCAGGCUUGGGGACAUCCCGGACCAGAGGCAAGAGACACUGUGCUCAGGCCAGGGCAGCAGAGGAAACCCAAGGACACACAUCCUCCCCAGCGCUGACACCUAAGAGUCAGCCUCUGGAAAAUCAGUUCCCCAACCAGGUGAAGGGCUUCUGGCAGAGGCUGUCCCCUGGGAGGAAACACAAAGGGCAGGAAAAGAUCCUGGCCAGGGGCUGCUCCUCAUUAAUGCCAAUGAAGGGCGCAAGCCUCAUCAAAGGGAGAUGUGAGUUCUGUGGGAACACAGCAGCUCAGAAAUGUGUGAGAGAGCCUGGGAUGGUCCUCAGGAAACAGCUAGGGUUCAGGCAUUGGACAGUCAUUCCCUGUCCCCAGGCACCUGUGUCUCCCCUCAUGGGGUCUGUAGAAGCUCAGCAGGAGUUGCAACUGCAGGCUCAGGCAGAGCCUGCCCAGAGGCUGCCCCACUUCUGCUGCAGAGCUUCCUGCUCUCAAGUGCAGAGGGCUGAGUCCUGCAGCCCAGGACAAGGGCAGACAGCCCUUGAGAGGUGCGGCACUACUGGAAAAGCUAAGAUGGUGGAGCCCUCCCCCAUGCAUGCUUCUCCACCAAAGUCCUAUCUGUAG
This is a messenger RNA of Rattus rattus (black rat), 4020 nucleotides long. Its product is annotated as spermatogenesis-associated protein 31D3-like. Lineage: Eukaryota; Metazoa; Chordata; Mammalia; Rodentia; Muridae. Bases 1 to 4020 code for a protein of 1339 amino acids. The transcript is spliced from 4 exons. The record is from RefSeq and is a predicted model, not a curated record.